AUGUUGAUAGUUUCUUGGGGGAGGAGGCGAGCGUACGCGCCACACGCGACCCUUGGGCCGCUGGUGGUGCUGGUGCUCUGCUGUCUCUUGUUCAGUAACCCCGUGGCUGCUUCAGCCGGCGACCACCUUCCCAAGUUCCGCCAGUGCGUCGAGAUAUGUGAACGCGAGAACUGCGGUCCCGAUGCCGAGCACCACACUCCCAUCCCCCUCCUCCACCGACUGCUCUUCUGGACCUGCCCGGCCGAAUGCGACUACACAUGCCAGCACAUCGUGACGGCGCGGCGCCAGGCCGCCGACCCGCCGCUGCCCGUGGUACAGUUCCACGGCAAGUGGCCCUUCCACCGAUGGCUGGGCAUGCAGGAGCCGUUCAGCGUCAUCUUCUCGGCGGGCAACUUUGCCGCGCACUACAACGGGCUGCACAGCAAGGUGCUCGCGAAAAUCCCCGCGACGUACCCGAUGCGGCGCUUCUACGUGGCGCUCGCCUGGAUCGGCAUGGUGACGUGGUUUUUUAGCAUGGUUUUUCACACGCGCGACUUUGCCGUCACGGAGCAGCUCGACUACUUCGCCGCCGGAGCCUCGGUGCUCUACGGUCUGUACUACGCGCCUGUGCGCCUUUUCCACCUCGACCGUCCGGCGCAACGGCCGGUGCUACGUGUCUGGACGGCCCUCUGCACUGGUCUCUAUCUCGCCCACGUCGCCUACUUGCGCCUCUGGAGGUGGGACUACACGUACAACAUGGCGGCCAACGUGGCCUGCGGCGUCAUACAAAACGCACUGUGGAGCUGGUUUAGCUACAAUCGCUACCGCCGGAACCACCUAGCCUGGGCCACCUGGCCCGGCAUCGUCGUCGCCUGGAUCCUCAUUGCUAUGAGCCUCGAGCUGCUCGACUUUCCACCCCUCUGGGGAGCCAUCGACGCCCACAGUCUGUGGCAUCUGGGUACUAUCGCGCCGACGGUGCUGUGGUAUAAGUGCGUCCCCCGAUUGUUUACCUCUCAGUUCAGAGGCGGCAUGAGAACGUCUUCAUGCUUUACGACAGGAUUUAGCUGA
Molecule: messenger RNA, 1047 nt
Organism: Lasiosphaeria miniovina
Lineage: Eukaryota; Fungi; Ascomycota; Sordariomycetes; Sordariales; Lasiosphaeriaceae
Product: Per1-like-domain-containing protein
Exons: 3
Coding region: 1-1047 (348 amino acids)
Biological process (GO): GPI anchor biosynthetic process
Cellular component (GO): endoplasmic reticulum membrane
Molecular function (GO): hydrolase activity, acting on ester bonds
Source: RefSeq, a predicted model, not a curated record